Messenger RNA from Maniola jurtina (meadow brown), 3556 nucleotides. RefSeq names its product poly [ADP-ribose] polymerase (gene Parp1). The transcript has 20 exons. The record is from RefSeq and is a predicted model, not a curated record. Lineage: Eukaryota; Metazoa; Arthropoda; Insecta; Lepidoptera; Nymphalidae. Gene Ontology annotation, molecular function: NAD binding; NAD+ poly-ADP-ribosyltransferase activity; zinc ion binding. Bases 134 to 3112 code for a protein of 992 amino acids. Gene Ontology annotation, cellular component: nucleus.
GGCGAUGCUGGCAGCACUGGGAUUCAAAUAUUUUUUGAACGAGUUCUGGGUAGAAAGAGGAAUUAUUUUGGAUAUUUAUUUUUCAAAUUUCAAUUUUCAGUUUUGUUUAGAAAUUUGAAAUUAGACAUUAACAAUGGCUGAUUUGCCGUAUCAAGCCGAAUACGCUAAAUCAGGCAGAGCAGGUUGUAAAGCAUGUAAGCAAAAAAUUGACCAAGGAACCCUACGAAUAGCGAUCAUGGUGCAGUCCGCUUUUCAUGAUGGCAAACAACCAAAUUGGCACCAUGAAGAAUGCUUCUUCCGCAAGAAGUCUCCUGGGAGCAUUGCUGAAAUAGCUAAUUUUAAUAAGCUGAAACAUGCAGAUCAAACACGUAUCAAAAGCCAGUUGGGAAAUCCAUCAGGAAUUGUCAUGCCUGCUGAGAAGGGCAAGAAAGGCAAAGUAACAAAAAGGGAAAAUAGUGAAAAGGCAGCUCUAGCCAAUUAUUCAAUUGAAUAUGCUAAAUCCAGCAGGGCAACUUGUAAACAUUGUGAUAUUAAAAUUUGUAAGGAUGAAGUAAGGGUUUCAAAACUUGGAUAUGACCCCAAAUUUGGUGAUCACCCAAUGUGGCACCAUGUCCAAUGUUUUGCUGAAAAGAAAAAUGAAUUUAUGUUCCUCGCUGGAGGGGAAGAUAUCCCAGGCUUUAAAGAUCUCAGCAAAGAAGACCAGAAAUUGGUUAAGGAAACCAUAAAGGCAUCUGCACUUGAUGAUGUGCCAGUGAAGAAACUAAAACUGGAACCCAAGGAUGAAGUAGAAGAGAAAAAAGAGAAAGAAUUGCAAAAGAAGAUAGAGAAGCAGAACAAAACAUUUCACAAAUAUAGGAAUGGACUCAGCGAUGUUCCCAGAAACCUUAUUGAUGAUUUACUUGAAGAAAAUUCGCAAGAAAUUCUCAAGGGCAGAGAUGAGUGUUUGGAUCAUCUUGCUGAUAUAUUAACAUUUGGUGCUCUCGAGCCCUGCCCUGACUGCAAAAAUGGCCAAUUGGUAUUGGAUACAUUUUCAUAUAAGUGUACAGGUAACUUGAGUGAAUGGUCGAAAUGCAGAUACACAACUAAAACUCCUAAACGGAAGCCAGUAAAGGUUCCUAAAGUAUUCAAGGAAAUCCCAAUUUUGAAAAGUUACAAAGGUAAAUGUAGUGAACGAUUGUUUGAAAGCGAGCCUCCACCGACUUUGGUAGUGCUGAAAAAAGAGGAAUCACAAAGUUCUCAGUCGCAACUGCCACUGCCUCCGUUGAAAAAUCUGCAAUUUUUCCUUUAUGGUAAAUUCAAAGCUCCCAAAGAAGAGGUGAAGAACCGCAUCUUGAAAAUGGGUGGUUUAGUUGUGAGCAAGCUGACUGACACGCUGGCCGCCGUCGUCAGCACCAAGCACGACCUGGACAAGAUGCCCAGCAAGAUGCGGGAGAUACAGGAGAAAAACUUGGAGGUUGUUGAAGAAUCAUUCUUGGAUUUGAUUGAUCCUAAAGAUGGAAGUGUUACAAAAACUCUUGAUCUUAUAAAAGAAAAUAAUAUUGCGGACUGGGGUUCUGACCCAACAAAACGUGUACCGCAAGAUGUCAUCGACGGAAAAUCUAUACCUAAAUCUGGUAGCUUGUAUGCGAAAUCCAAAUCUGCAAUCAUGAAACUAAAAGUACAAGGCGGUACAGCCGUGGACCCCGACUCGGGCGUGGCGGACAUCGCGCACGUUUACCAGGAUUGGAAUGGCACCAAGUACACCACAGUGCUCUCCAAGACUGACGUGGUCGCGGGCAAGAACUCCUACUACAAGCUCCAAGUGCUGAAGGCCAAUACGCAAAACAAAUUUUGGCUGUUCCGAUCUUGGGGGAGAAUUGGCACACCUAUCGGUGGAAACAAACUUGAAGACUGCAAAAGCCUGGACGAGGCCAUCAACAAGUUUGAAGAUCUUUACCUUGAGCGAACACAAAACCCUUGGGAGAUGAGAGAUGAUUUCAUAAAGAUGCCAGAGGCGUACUAUCCCAUUGACGUGGACUACGGCGACGAACCGACGGCCGCCAUGGCCGUGGACGCGAAGUGCAACCUUGCCAUGCCCGUGCAGAAGCUGCUUACGAGGAUCUUUGACAUCAACACCAUGAAGAAAACCCUCCUGGAGUUUGAACUUGACACUGAAAAGAUGCCUUUAGGAAAACUGUCCAAGAAGCAAAUAAAAUCUGGAUAUAAUGUUCUGUCAGAGUUACUUAAAUAUUUGGAGAAAGGUCAAAUGAAUGAAAACAAAAUCAUCGAUGCUACAAACAGGUUCUACACGUUAGUACCGCACAAUUUCGGCACGGAUAAUCCUCCAUUGUUAAAUUCAGUUGAAACAAUUAAAAAUAAAACUGAAAUGCUGGAUAACUUGCUGGAAAUUGAAAUUGCCUAUAGUCUUCUUAAAAAUGAUAAUGAAGAUGAGGGUGUCAGUCCGAUCGAAGCCCACUACCGCAAGCUGAAGGCGGAGAUAAGUCCACUCGACAAGAAGUCGGACGAGUUCGCGAUGAUCGAGGAGUACGUGCGCAACACGCACGCUGCCACACAUUCCAGCUACUCGCUCAAAGUGCAAGAGGUAUUUAAAGUGGUCCGCGAAGGUGAGGAGAAGCGCUUCAAGCCAUUCAAGAAACUUCACAACAGAAAGCUCUUGUGGCACGGAUCGAGAGUUACCAACUUUGCUGGUAUACUCUCACAAGGUCUCAGAAUCGCGCCCCCGGAAGCGCCGGUGACGGGCUACAUGUUCGGCAAGGGAAUCUACUUCGCGGACAUGGUGUCCAAGUCCGCUAACUACUGCGCCACUGACAAGAAGAACAACGUCGGCCUGCUGCUGCUGAGCGAGGUGGCGCUCGGAGAUAUGAAAGAAUGCUGCCAGGCGGAGUACGUGACGAAGCUGCCGCCGGGCAAGCACUCGGUGUGGGGCCGCGGCCGCACGCAGCCCGACCCCGCGCAGAGCCGCAUGCUCGACGGCGACGUACAGGUGCCGCUCGGCAAGCCCGUCACCGCGCCCGUUAACACCUCGCUGCUCUACAACGAAUUCAUUGUAUACGACGUUGCGCAAGUAAACGUCAAAUAUUUGAUACAGAUGCAGUUCAACUAUGCCUACUGAACAAUCUACGCAGUUUAUUAUUCUUAAUGAGAAAGUAUUAAAAAUUAAAAUGUUACAAACUUUUUGUUUCCAGUUUAUUUGCGCUGUGCCAUUAUUAAGUUUCUUAUUUUCAUCAAUUAUUUUUAGUAUUAAGUUUCAGUUUAAAUAUUCCACUACUGAUUAAUUAUUAUUAUUAAUGAUAAAAAUAGUUUUAGUUACUCGCUUACAUAUUAUCUUAUCUGUGAUUGGUUUAAUUUUUGCAUUUUCAUUUGAAUUAAUAAAUAACUAAGAAUGUUAAACAAACCAGUGGCAUGCAGAUUAAAGAAGCAUAAAAGUAUUGCUGCCUACCUAAUGUCACAAUGUUUGGUUUCAAACCCUGUGCACACUACUGCUAUAUGUUCAUAAAAAACGAUAAUAAUGUUGAUUCUUGAUAAUUCGUAAAAAAAAUAUAAUUUGUAACAGUUU